CCCCCAUUCGUCUCUUCUGCCUCGUUCGCUCCCCACCUCCUGCUUCUCCUGCUUUUCAGCGAGAGGCGGAGAGCGCUCAGAGGGAGAGAGACGCCUCAGUGGCCUAACGCUCCCACCCUUCGCUUCCGAAGGGUAAGCCCUCCCCCUCCCCUCCUAUUUUUUACCAAAAAAAAAAAGGGUUCUUUUGGUAGCAAGCCAUGGCAGAUCAGGUUAACCAUCCAACUGUCAUCCAGAAGGUUGCUGGGCAGUUCCAUCUUAGAUCCAGCUUUUCCCAAGAUAUGCAGGCUCGUGACUGCACCUCUUAUAUGCCCUCUUUGUACAAGAGGUCAUACACAACAGGGAAUUAUGUAAACGGGGGCUUGCAGAAUCCUCUGAUGCAGGUUUCCAGUGCUAGCUAUGAUCACCCUGUGUUGACACCUGUUUCACCUGUUUUUGCCCAUGCACCUUCAGAAAAAGGUUUUACCGGCUUUGCUAUUGAUUUCCUUAUGGGUGGUGUUUCAGCUGCAGUAUCAAAAACUGCUGCUGCUCCUAUUGAACGUGUGAAAUUACUUAUCCAGAACCAGGAUGAGAUGAUCAAGACUGGUCGUCUCUCUGAACCUUAUAAAGGAAUUGGAGACUGCUUUGGUCGAACAAUCAGAGAUGAAGGUCUUGUCUCUUUAUGGAGAGGAAAUACAGCAAAUGUUAUUCGUUAUUUUCCAACUCAGGCUCUGAACUUUGCAUUUAAAGAUUACUUUAAGAGGAUGUUCAAUUUUAAGAAAGACAGAGAUGGAUACUGGAAAUGGUUUGCGGGUAACCUUGCUUCAGGUGGUGCUGCUGGUGCUUCUUCUCUACUGUUUGUGUACUCUCUUGACUAUGCCCGUACCCGUCUGGCAAAUGAUGCUAAAGCAGCAAAGAAGGGAGGGGGAAGACAAUUUAAUGGUCUUAUCGAUGUCUAUCGGAAGACUUUGGCAUCAGAUGGCCUUGCUGGCCUUUACCGUGGAUUUAACAUUUCAUGUGUUGGAAUCAUAGUCUAUCGCGGUCUUUACUUUGGAAUGUAUGAUUCUUUGAAGCCAGUAGUCCUUACUGGAAAACUUCAGGAUAGCUUUUUCGCCAGCUUUGCACUGGGUUGGUUAAUCACAAAUGGUGCUGGACUUGCAUCAUAUCCUAUUGAUACCGUUCGCAGAAGAAUGAUGAUGACCUCUGGAGAAGCGGUUAAGUACAAGAGCUCUCUUGAUUGUUUCUCUCAGAUCCUGAAGAAUGAGGGGGCAAAGUCCCUGUUCAAGGGUGCUGGUGCAAAUAUUCUUCGUGCCAUUGCAGGUGCUGGUGUUCUUGCUGGCUAUGACAAGUUGCAGCUGAUUGUCCUCGGGAAAAAGUUUGGCUCUGGUGGUGCUUAACGAGGGUAUAGAAUGAGUCUUCUUUCCGUAGAUGGUGAUGAAAACUAAACUUGGUCUUCUUUAUUCGAGUCUGCAGGCAUCCAGCCAGUUAAAUUUGAAGUUUUAAUAAGUUUUGUUGAGGGAAAUUAUCCCAACAAUUUUUUUGGAGGAGCAUUGUUCUCCAAAACCUUCUAUAAUUGCAGUAGUUGGUAGGCACCUUGCAUUAGUUGAGAUGACCUUUUCGGCGACAUUGCCCCCUAGUCUAUGUACCUUCCAAUGGAACAACAUUAGGAAGUUCUUUUUUUCUUUUCAAGAGUGUGACAUUAAUCCCCAGCUGUUCUUUUGGGAUGUCAUGAGUUAUAAGUUCGCACAUGUUUUUCAGUAUUUAGACAUGGUACCGUGACAUUGUCAUCUGGAUGAAUCUUGAAGUACAUUUAGCCUAUGUUAAGUCAUCUUACAAUAAUGAAAUCUUCCAGAUUUAUUUUAUCAUA
Molecule: messenger RNA, 1843 nt
Organism: Phoenix dactylifera (date palm)
Lineage: Eukaryota; Viridiplantae; Streptophyta; Magnoliopsida; Arecales; Arecaceae
Source: RefSeq, a predicted model, not a curated record